Pipistrellus nathusii (Nathusius's pipistrelle) is the source of this 1134-nucleotide messenger RNA. Lineage: Eukaryota; Metazoa; Chordata; Mammalia; Chiroptera; Vespertilionidae. The record is from the annotation of a GenBank genome assembly.
AUGUCAAGGGUUCCUAGUCCUUCACCUCUGGCAGAAAUGUCCAGUGGCCCUGUAGCUGAGAGCUGGUGCCACACACAGAUCCAGGUAGUGAAAUUCUCCCACAUGUGGACCAUCAGUAACUUUAGCUUUUGCAGGCAGGAAAUUGGUGAAUUCAUUCAAAGUUCAACCUUUUCAUCAGAAGCCAAUGAUCAACUGAAAUGGUGUUUGAGAGUAUACCCAAAAGGGCAAGAUGAAGAAAGCAAAGAUUACCUGUCACUUUUUCUGGUUCUGGUCAGUUCUCCAAAGACUAUAUUUUUUGCAAAAUUCCAAUUUUUUAUCCUGAUUGAUAAGGGAGAAGAAAUAUUCAAAAUUAAAUUCAACGAGGGUCACCAUGUGUAUAGAUUUGUACAAGGCAAAGACUGGGGAUUCAAGAAAUUCAUCCCUAGAGAUGUUCUCUUGGAUGAAGACAAUAGUCUUCUCCCUGAGGACAAGCUGACCCUCUUCUGUGAGGUUAGUGUGGUGCAAGAUUCCAUCACCAUUUCUGGCCAGAAUCAUAGGAAGAUGGUGAAGGUUCCUGAGUGCCAGCUGGCCAGUGAGCUAGGAGGACUUUGGGAGAAUUCCUGGUUCACAGACUGUUGCUUUUGUGUGGCUGGCCAGGAAUUCCAGGCUCACAAAGCUAUCUUAGCAGCUCGUUCUCCAGUGUUUAGGGCCAUGUUUGGACAUGUAAUGCAGGAGAGCAUAACGAAUCGGGUGGAAAUCAUUGACAUGGAGCCUGGAGUGUUUAAGGACAUGAUGUGCUUCAUCUACACGGGGAAGGCUCCCAACCUGGACAAGAUGGCUGAUGGUUUGCUGGCAGCUGCUGACAAGUAUGCCCUGGAGCGUUUGAAGGUCAUGUGUGAGGAAGCCCUCAGCAGUCAGCUGUCUGUGGAGAAUGCUGCAGAAAUGCUCACCUUGGCUGACUUCCACAGCGCAGAUCAAUUGAAAACUCAGGCAGUGGAUUUCAUCAAUUCUCAUGCUGAGGAUGUCAUGGAGACUGAGGGGUGGCAAGCGAUGGUGGCAUCCAAUCCCAGCUUGGUGACUGAGCUGUACCGCUCUCUGGCUUCAGCACAGGGCCGCUGUCUGGGACCCUCACGCAAGCGCCUGAAGCAAUCCUGA